Molecule: messenger RNA, 7901 nt
Organism: Eubalaena glacialis (North Atlantic right whale)
Lineage: Eukaryota; Metazoa; Chordata; Mammalia; Artiodactyla; Balaenidae
Gene: PDIA4
Product: protein disulfide isomerase family A member 4
Exons: 10
Coding region: 364-2307 (647 amino acids)
Biological process (GO): protein folding; response to endoplasmic reticulum stress
Cellular component (GO): endoplasmic reticulum lumen; cell surface; endoplasmic reticulum
Molecular function (GO): protein disulfide isomerase activity
Source: RefSeq, a predicted model, not a curated record
AGCGCUCUGAUCUUUAAACGCCGGAGCCGCGGGGCCUGCGGAGGAGGCCAGGGAGGAGGGUCUGCGCUGAGGACGGUGCUGUGGAUCCCGGACGCGCACUUCGGGUCCCGGACGCGCACUUCGGGUCCCGGACGCGCACUUCGGGUCCCGGACGCGCACUUCGGCGCACGCGGCCCGCGCCCCCGGUCGGGCUGGGAUUGGCCGGUCCGCGGCUUCCUCCGCCCCCAGUCAAUUGCCGGCUAGGUCUUCCGGGAGGGGCGGUUUCUUUCCUUACCUCUCGUUUCCCUUCGCGAGACCGGAGCCUGAGGUUCGGGAUCGCCCAGCGGCCGCCGGCGCGAGGAGACCGAGCUCUGCACAGCCGCGAUGAGGCCCCGGAAAGCCUGGCUUCUCGUUCUGCUCUUAGCCCUGGCGCAGCUGCUGGCAGCGGCGAGCGCCGAGGGCCCGGAUGAAGAUUCUUCUAAUAAAGAAGAUGCCAUUGAGGAGGAAGACGAGGAGGAGGAAGAUGACGAGGAGGAGGAGGACGACGGCGACGACUUGGAAGUUAAGGAAGAAAACGGUGUCUUGGUCCUAAAUGACGCGAACUUUGAUAACUUUGUGGCUGACAAAGACACGGUGCUGCUGGAGUUCUACGCUCCAUGGUGCGGGCAUUGCAAGCAGUUUGCUCCAGAAUAUGAAAAAAUCGCCACUACCUUGAAGGAGAAUGACCCUCCCAUUGCAGUUGCCAAGAUCGACGCGACCUCGGAAUCGGCGCUGGCCAGCAGGUUUGACGUGAGUGGCUAUCCCACCAUCAAGAUCCUUAAGAAGGGGCAGGCUGUCGACUACGAGGGCUCCAGGACCCAGGAAGAAAUUGUGGCCAAGGUCAAAGAGAUCUCCCAGCCCAACUGGACACCUCCACCGGAAGUCACGCUCGUGCUGACCAAAGAUAACUUCGAUGAGGUGGUGAAUGACUCGGACAUCAUUCUGGUGGAGUUUUAUGCCCCGUGGUGUGGACACUGCAAGAAACUGGCCCCCGAGUACGAGAAGGCCGCCAAGGAGCUGAGCAAGCGCUCUCCCCCGAUCCCUCUGGCGAAGGUCGACGCCACCGCGGAGACAGACCUGGCCAAGAGGUUCGACGUCUCCGGCUAUCCCACCCUGAAAAUCUUCCGCAAGGGAAAGCCCUUUGAUUACAACGGCCCACGGGAAAAAUACGGGAUCGUCGACUACAUGAUCGAGCAGUCCGGGCCGCCCUCCAAGCAGAUCCUGGCCCUGAAGCAGGUCCAGGAGUUCCUGAAGGAUGGAGACGAUGUCAUCGUCGUUGGGGUCUUUAAGGCGGAGAGCGACCCAGCCUACCAGAAGUACCAGGACGCUGCUAACAACCUGAGAGAGGAUUACAAAUUCCACCACACUUUCAGCACUGAAAUAGCAAAGUUCUUGAAAGUCUCCCCGGGGAAGUUAGUCAUCAUGCAGCCUGAGAAAUUCCAGUCCAAAUAUGAGCCCAAGAGCCACGUGAUGGACAUCCAGGACUCCACGGAGAGCUCGGCCAUCAAGGAGCACGUGUUGAGGCAUACGCUGCCCCUUGUCGGCCACCGCAAGUCUUCCAACGAGGCCAAGCGCUACUCGCGGCGCCCCCUGGUGGUCGUGUACUACGGCGUGGACUUCAGCUUCGACUACCGCGUCGCCACUCAGUUCUGGCGGAACAAGGUCCUGGAGGUGGCCAAGGACUUCCCCGAGUACACCUUUGCCGUGGCCGACGAGGACGACUUCGCCACGGAGGUGAAGGACCUGGGGCUGAGUGAGAGUGGGGAGGAGGUGAACGCGGCCAUCCUGGACGAGGGCGGCCGCAGGUUCGCUAUGGAGCCCGACGACUUCGACGCCGACGCCCUCCGCGCCUUCGUCAGCGCCUUCAAGAAAGGAAAACUGAAGCCAGUUGUCAAAUCCCAGCCGGUGCCCAAGAACAAUAAGGGGCCGGUGAAGGUCGUGGUGGGGAAGACUUUCGACUCCAUCGUGAUGGACCCUAAGAAGGAUGUCCUCAUCGAGUUCUACGCGCCCUGGUGCGGACAUUGCAAGCAGCUGGAGCCCGUGUACACAGCCCUGGGCAAGAAGUACAAGGGACACAAGAAUCUGGUCAUCGCCAAGAUGGAUGCCACGGCCAACGAUGUCACCAACGACCGCUACAAAGUCGAGGGCUUCCCCACCAUCUACUUCUCCCCCAGCGGGGACAAAAAGAACCCAAUUAAAUUUGAGGACGGAAACAGAGAUCUGGAGCAUUUGAGCAAGUUUAUAGAAGAACAUGCCACAAAACUGAACAGGGCCAGGGAAGAACUUUGAAGGCCUUGAGGGUCUGCUCAGGGCAAGUGCGGCAGGGACCAGACAGCGAAGCUUCCAGCACUCGGCAGUGGAGCCUGAGCCAGCUGCGAGCCCGGUGGGCUUGCUCAAAGGCAGUCUCUCAAGGUGUUUUUGGUUUGUCUUGUGUUUUAAUUUUUUAUACUUUGGUAUUUCACCUCAUGCUCUGAAUACUGAAUUAGAUAUGAAUGACUCAGUAGAUUAGUCCAGAAUUUUACAGAGGAUACGUCUAUUUUUAUCAUUAUUUGGGGUUUGAUUUUUUUUUUUUAACCUUUCACCUUCUUUAAUAUAUUUCUUCAAAGCAGACAAAUUGAAUCUCUUCUGUGUGAAUUUUUUUUCUCUUUUUUUAAUUUAAAAUUUAAGAAGCCUUUGUCAAAUCACGUCAACUUUUCCUUUUUAUUUUAUUGUCAUCUGAGGAAUGGUUAGCUGAAGACGGGACUGUUGGUGUUUGGUUUUUUUUCUUCCUGUUGCGGCACAAAGUGAGAACUGUCGCCGAGCACCCUGCCGAGGACGUCAUUUCAGCCCGACUCUGAUCCGCCACCCGGUCCAGGGAGAAGCGGCAUCUCUGCAGGCCUGGGCGUCACCGUGCCUUCUCCUCCCAAAGCGAGGACCGCAGGCGGGAGCGUUUCCCAGGUGCUCCCAGACCCUUGGAGCCAGGUUCCAAGGCUCAGCCUCCGGGAGGCCGCCCGCCUCUUCAGAACCGCCGUGGCCGAGGAGAGAUGAGCUAGGGCACAAGUGGAGACUUUAGGGUGAUAGGAGGAUAGGGUAGGCUGUUGUGAUGGAAUAAAGAAAGGAUUGAAAAUGAACUUCCAUCACCGUCCUAGAGAACAUGGUCCCUCCCUGGAGCCUCAGCGUGCUGGAGAUGGAGAGGCCGGGCCUGGAGGGGAGGCUCCCUGCCCGGCCUGCAGAGUGCAGGUGGCCUCACUCCACCCCUGAACAUCCAGGGGUGGGGUGGCAUCCCGACCCGGGUAGGGGCAUCGAUGGGCUCUGCUCUUGGUUGUUUGUGGGUGGGCAGUGGUGCAUUCUGUCGGGAGGGGGCAGGGAUGGAGGGCAAGGCCCUGAGCACUUCUGGGGGCUGGGAGGAGGGGACAGGACAGGACGGGAAGCUGGACCGGCCCUCAGGGUUCUGGGCAAUUUGUGUGAUGUGAGCUUCAUUCCGGGAGUUCAUUCACCAAGAUGUGCCGUCCCCGCUCGACUGUUCCUAAUUUUGCUGAAACAGAAAUCGUGAGCUGGGGGCAUCUCUUCGAGCAGUGGCUGGAGGGUUUGCUGCAGGGGUUGCGGGGGGCAAGAAGCAGCCCCACGGGAAGGGGCAGCCGGGGUGGGCCUUUCUAGAUGAUCUGCUUUCAAGUUGAGUCUGGCCAGGGUGGGCGGGGGUGUCUGGUAAGUCCUCAGAAUCCCCAGUGUGGCAGGAAGUCCUCUGCACUCUCCUGGAUGCCUGCUUCCCUCUGGAGGACAAGCAGGCCCCCCUCAGAGACGUUGUGUCAGAAGCUCACAGGAGUAAAUGUGGGUGUGGGGCUUGGAGCCUUUUUUUUCAACCCAGAGGCACACCCCUCCAGCACCGCCUGGGGCUCCCGUGCUGGUCUGGGAGACCUCACGCAGCACACGUGAGGCCUGGGCUCUAAGAGGGGAUCAGUGUAGUCUCAUUGGAAGUGAGGUGUCGGGAAAGCCCUUUUUGAAGUGAUGUUUGAGCUGAGACCCAAGGAUGAGUUGGCUGGAGCCCGGCUGAGGUUGGGAGUGAGUCAUUUCUCAGUGUGUCCCGGGACCUGCGGCGUUGACACUACUUGGAUGUUUGUCAGAAAUGCACUAUCUUGGGCUGGGCCCCAGACCUGCUGAGUCAGAAUGCAUUUUAAGAAGAUCCCAGGAGACUCAUGCCUAGUGAAUGCAAAGGCCCUGAGGCAGAAGUCAAAAUGUAUCCUCUUCUGUAAUACAAUCUGGAAACCAAGUUGCCCAAUGGAGUGUCAGGUAAACUCACCCUAUAUUGACUGUAGAGAGUAGGCCCCUGGGAGAGAAUCUACCCCAGGCUGGUUAGGGAGCUGAUAGGCUGCUAAAGGAGACAGGUGAGUCAGCCGAUGGCAGUCCAGUGCAAUCAGUGCCAGGGUGAAGAUGUGCAGGCCAUGGGAGCCCAGAGAGCAGGCACUGGCCCAGCCUGGGAGCCUGGGCAGCCCUUCAGAGAGGCUGACCCGGGAGCCACAAGGAGGAGGUGAACUUUCCAGGUUGAGGCAUAGCAGGUGCAAAGGGACAGAGGCGAGGGAGGGAAGCAGUGAUGCGAAAGGUGGAGCAGGGGCUGGAAGAGGUGGGUGCCCUGAGUCAGGAGUUUGACCUUGUUCUAGAACUUUGCAGGGAACCACUGACGGUUUUAAGCAGGGAAGUGGCUGUGAUCAGAUUGAAAGAUUAAUAAUGGGAGUAACAGGUAACAUUUAUUGGGCAUUUAGCAAAAGCCAGACCCUGUGUCCAGCAGUUUGCCGGAUUAUCCCAGUGUAAGUGAUCUGCAAGGUAGGUGCUCUUGUGCUCACUUUACAGCUGAAGAAAGGAAGGGGGCACGUGUCUGCAAAUGCGAAGCUGGGGUGUGCUUCCCCCCCACCCCAGUUGUGCCAUUGCAUCUCCCUUGUAGACAACCCAGUCUAGUAGCAGGGGAGCCAGGGCCGGCUGCAAGGAGGGUGGGCUGCAUUUUGAGUACUGAGUGGGCUUUAGCAGUUAAGGGGUCUGCAGGAGCCGGUGCUGAUGGGAGGUUGAGGGUGGGUGAGUGGAUGCAAGAAGACUGGUAUCAUCACAUCCAGUGUCUGAAUCAACUUUUUGUUAUUUAAUUAUGAAACAAGCAUCCACAAAAACGGAGAGAAUUGGCUACUCGAUGCCCUUUACUCAUCAUUCACCGAAAACAGUUACCAAAAUUUUGCUACAUUUUCGUAUCCCCCCCCUUUUUUUGCCUCGCCCACUGCAUGUGGGGUCUUAGUUCCCCGACCAGGGAUCGAACCUGUGUCCCCUGCAUUGGAAGCACAGAGUCUUAAACACUGGACCACCGGGGAAGUCCCUCAUGUCCCCUCCCCCCCAAUGACAGCCAAGACGUCGUUUCACCCCUGCCUGGAGAACGCAUUGUCCUACAGGGCCUCAGUGCCUUUUCACAGCCACCAAAAUAAGCCGUAAUUCAUCUAGUACCCAGUCCAGAUCCCCCAACUUUCUCAAACAUCUUUUUGCAGUUGGUCCGUUUGAAUCAUCAGCACCGCCUGCCUUUUAGUUUUGUCUCUUAAAUCUCAGCUAGAGCAGUUCUGUCACCUCCUCUUUUUUCCCCACAACUGUCCCAGUUUCAGAAAAAAAAAAAACGACGAGAGAUCUCUUGGGUCACUUGUGUUUUGCAUGAGUUUGAGGAAUGUUCGAUGGUCGCUGUCUUGGUGAUGUGUCUAGUAGGUGUGGAAACUGGCGAGGUCCGGACAGAGGAAACAGUAGCAAGUCUUAUAAGACUGAUGAUCGGUGCCUUCGCCGCAUGCCUGCUAGGUGCCCGGGACCCAGCAUCCGUUCUGAGUCAUCAAAGCUGCAACCCAGGCUGACUCUACUCUCAGGCUGUGUGGCUUUGCAUAAGUUACUUAACUCCUCUCAGAGUUUGUUUUCCUGUCUGUAAGGUAGAGAGACAGCCUCCUUCGCAGGGUAUUCGUAAGGACCCAAUGCUGUAAUGUGUGCAUGGGUUUCCGCACAGAAUAGCAGCCACCCUGAAAUGCUAAAUCUGAGGCCUCUCCCCUUUUUGUUGGGACUGCUUAUCUCUUUGUCUCUCCCGCGUAUUCUGAUGGGCCAGGAUGGAGCCAUAGAUCAGACACAGGUAGACCCCAAAUGGAGGGUGUGGGUCUGUGUGUGUAUAAAACAGAUUCUUGAACCCUAAUUCUGGCCUAGGGAAUCAGAUCGGCAGGGUUGCUGUGUACUUUCUGAUUUCAAAAACUUCCAAAUAUGAUCACAUUUCACCUGAAAUAUAGGCAGGUCAGGUAUUACGACCUCCAUCACAUAAUAAAGGAAGUGGAGAUCAGAGAGACAAUAAUUUGCCCAAAGUCACACAGUAAAUUGAGAAGCCAGAACGAGAACUCAGAACCAGUGUUGUUUCUACAGCACCAGCAUCCCCCAAGAUGUGUUGGCAGAACACUCAUAAAGGAGACUAAUACAUGCUUCAUUAACAUUGGAUUCUGUUGGUAAUUUGGCUUGGGAAAUACUGGAACUAAAAGAUGCUUCAGUGGGGUUCUUGUUGAAGAAGCUUGGAGCCUGUAAGGCACCAGCGUGCUGGAGACUCCAGGAGCAGAUGGGACUUGCCCUGGCUUCUCUCCUGCACGGAUCCUCAGGGCUCCACCAUGACGCGCUCUCCUGGUGCCAAGCCUCGUUAGUGCAUUUUGCGAGAACACAUGAGCCCUUGGCUCCUUCCCCAGGCCCCGAGGAAGUACUGGUGCCUUCCUUCUCUUCUGUAUCCAUCCCCCUCAAUGUGGACCCGCCCUAGGGUGGGGGAUGUGGGCCAGGAAGUACUCCAGGAGCCCAAGGACAAGCCUGAUCCUUGAGCCCAUCUCGGGGCACUUCAGCAGCAACGUUACAGGUGUAUUUCCCCCGUCUUCAGAAGAGCCUUCAGCUGGAGCAAAGGAAUUAAACCCUGAGGGGCACGUUACUGUGACUCCUUGAUUCCUAUUAUGAUGAAUCAGAGGUAUUGAAAAUGCAUUCUCUGGCACCUGUACUAAGGUAAAACGUCGCUCCUACUGUAAGUCGGUCCUGUUACCCACAUGGCACUUGGCCAGCUGUGCUAAGCGCCGGACUUGGGAAAGCUGAAGUGAGAUUUGGGAGCCCCCAGGGCCGAGCACAGAAUGAAACACCAUUUGAAUGAACCGGUGGAGAACCUCAGAUCCUUGGGUCCACAGGCUUGAGGGCCGGGCAGGGAAGGGCUCCGCUGCCCUUACCUCCCCCUUCGGAGUCCCCCUCAGCUGCCACCACUCACUGCACUCUUCACGUGGCUCAGCCCCAGACAGGAUGAGCACGGUUCUCACGUUCGUCAUGUUCCCACCUAAGAUUAUGGAGAUACUGGGGCAGAGAGAGGAGGACAAAGGACCACUUGUUGGCAAAGACUGAGAGAGGGCCUUUUAGAAAGCAGUGGCUGUGGCUUGGAGAAGAAAUGUGGAAAACGAGCUUCUGUCUAUUCCUUCUGGCUUUUCUCAAAAAAGGAAGUGUGAGCUCAGCUCAGGUUGGAUUGAAAACUGAUGCCUCUAGAGACUUAAAAGGUCUUCAAGCUCAGAGGUUGAAAAGUCCAGUGUUCAAGGGCCCUGGGUGGUAAGUUACAUGCAUGAAGUGGCUGGAUGCGGGCGAUAGGGAGUGGUGGUGAUCAGGGCACACCUGAGAGUCUGUGUCUCACCUGAAGGGGGCACUUGCUGCCUGUAGGACUCUGGGCCUGGUGUUGCUAUUCUGAUUUUUCAAGAAAAGCCAGACAUUUUAAAUGUGAAAUCCCCUAAUUUUUAAGUGUCAAAUCUAAUUCAGAUUAUCGUAUCAAUACUGUGUGGGCCAAAGAAAAUGCAUCUGAGGGCUGGGCUUGGUUAGAAACUGCAGAUCUAAAUAAAUCCUACCCCCCC